Messenger RNA from Brassica rapa (field mustard), 6907 nucleotides. Its product is annotated as transcription factor MYBC1. Gene Ontology annotation, biological process: regulation of DNA-templated transcription. Lineage: Eukaryota; Viridiplantae; Streptophyta; Magnoliopsida; Brassicales; Brassicaceae. The record is from RefSeq and is a predicted model, not a curated record. Gene Ontology annotation, molecular function: DNA-binding transcription factor activity; DNA binding. Gene Ontology annotation, cellular component: nucleus.
AAACUCUUUAGCUGCUCAUUCAUUUAUUUAGAAUUAGGAUAUUUAUCUUCCAUUGACGUUUUUAUUUAUCUUCGAAAAUAUGUUCGGCUAGGUAGGUAAAAGAACUAGGUUAACAAGCCAAAAGCUUGCAAAAUUUUUUGUUAUGAAUAUUUCCCGUUAAGCUUUCAUCAUAUUGAACAUAUGCAUAUGUGAAAUAUCUUGAGAGGAACAUAGUUUAUUUAUGCUUUCAUGUUAUGAAAACUAUUAUGAUUUUUUCAUAAUCAUUGUUAUUUGCUUGCAUUAUCUGUAUAACUAAAUAGCCAAUUAUAAAUGUUUUAAGUGAUGUAAUGCCUAUGUAUCUUAAACACACAUAGGGUCUAUCUAGUUUGUCAUGCCCUCCAAAUUAGCUUGAUUAUAAUAUGUUUGACAUUAACAUACAUAAACACAACUUCCACUAAGUUAAACAAACCCAUAACAACCACUAAUUUAGGGUUCAAGUGUCAUGUAGAUCCAAAAUAAAGUUAUGUAUAAAACCUUUAAUUAAGCUGUAGUUGUCCAGUGCACAAAAUUUUUUUUAAUAAUUUUCCAGCCUCCUAAGAACAUAAUAACAUAUACCAUAAAGAUAUAAACUCUUAGCUAAUGAAGCUCUCUUCAUUGGGGAUAAUAUAGAUGCGUGAAAAAUACAUUAACAAACAAAACAAUUAAGGAUACUUAAUCAAAUGGUUCCUGGAAAUUCAUAAAUUUAUGAUAAUUUUCAGGCUAUUUGUUCCAUCCUAAAUUAUGUUUUCCAUGUUACAAAACUGAGAUAUAGCAAUGCAGUAGGUUUGAGGGUUAAAUGAUGUAGCAGGCACCUUAUAAGAAAAAAAUCCAAACGUCAACAUGCAAUAUGUUCUUCAUAUAGUAUAAGCAAAGAAUCAAAGCAGUUGUGCAAAAAGUUAUAGAAUGACACGGAGAAAUGGAGCGAUCUUUUUUCUCUCUCUAAAACUUUUCUCCACCAUCUCUCUAACCUAGUUUCAGCUUCAGCCAGCCUCGCUCCUCCCUGCUCCGGCGGCGGUGGUCCUUCUAGGUCGUCGUCGGAGGCUCGUGUCUUCUCUUUCUGUUUUGCUUCAUCGGCUUUUCCCUUCUCCCUUCGGUCUUGCCAAAGCCCUGGAUCUGUCCCCUCCGCCUCAGACUUCUCAUCUAUCCGUGAUAGAUCCGGUGGUUUGGUUCUCGCGGUAGUCGAUCUGGUGUGACGGCGACGAUUGGUGCAAGGGACUGUCGGUGGAGUCGGCUACGUGGGUGGUUGGUGCCGUAUGUAUCUUUGCUGGAGCUCCUGUAGUAGAUCUGUUGGUACCGAGGCGGUGUUCUAGAGGUUAGCGCUAGGACCAGCGUCGAUCCUCUCUCCCGCUUUCAGGUCGCUGGAUUUUCUCUCAGCUUUUUCCUGGAUCUAGGGUUCCGACCAUGAGAGCGACGGCGCAUGGAGUUUAGAUGAGAUUUCUACCCUGCGGUUCUUCAUUGUCACGCUUCCUUGGUGGCUCGAGUGAGGUUUGUGUUUCAUGGCUGGGUUUUUAUGUCUGGAUUUUUGGAUCCGUCCAGAGCCUCUUUACUUUUGGGAGAUCCUGUUGCUGGUUCUCAGUUAUGGGUGCGUGUGAGGUGCUUCUUCUUUCGGUGUUGUCGUCCGAGCUUGGAGGUUCCUGUGACAGUACGUAACGAGUCACGAGACAGCAUCCGCGUCUCAUUGGUGGUCUCUGUCUUCCAGAGUCGAGCUCUUGACUGUGGCAGCGCGUAAGUCUCUCUCUUUCCUGCAAUAAAGGCGUCAUCUUUUUGGAGUUGUAGCUUCUGUGAAAGCGGUAUGGUCUGUAGAGUGUGGAUAGGAGGUAGUUUGGCACUCGGUUCUCUUACUAGUUCGAAGGUUGCUCUUUUCCGGAGGAGGUGUGCCCGAUAUGUCUCACUGAUCCUCUUGUUCGGUGGGUUAAAUGGGUGUAUACGGUCUUGGGUUUGGAGGGUUGGAGGCAGCAAUCUCCAGUUCACCGUCCCGCACGACGGCACCGCCUAUCUGUGGACUCCUCCUCGUGCUGCCGGUGGGGCGAUGUUGAAUGGGUUUGCAGCAUCGUGAUGUAUUUCUUUGUGGUUGUGUUGAUGAUUGAGUCUCUUGGAAGCUGUAGGUCUUUACCCGUUGUUUCAAGGUUUGAGCCGCCUUUCUCUCUGGGAGCUCGCGGCAACUGAGAGCUUAGUCCCCUCACACUUCUCCUUUGGGUCAUCGUCUCUACGUUACCUCCGGUUCAUCUCUUAGACUAUUCUUCUUUGUAAUAGAAAGUGCAUUUUCAUUAUAGAUGCUUUGUUUAGUUUUAAUUUCUGCAAUUCCGUUUCUAGUCUUCUUCGUAUUUCUGUAAAAAAAAGAAAAUUUAGUAUAAUAAUCUUAACAUUUUACCAAAAAAAAAAAAAAAAAAAGUUAUAGAAUGACACUAAAAAUGGUAAAAAAAUGUGGAAGACACGCGCCAAAGUGUGCGUCGGUCGAAUCUAAUGAUUAACUCUCAACUGAAACAAAAAUAUAGCAAUGCAGUAGGUUUGAAGAUUAAAUGCAGUAGCAUGCACCUUAUAAGAGAAAAAUCCAAACCUGAAUGAAAUAACACUUUCAACAUGUUCUUCAUAUAGUAUAAGCAAAGAAUCAAAACAGUUCUGCAAAAAGUUAAUAGAAUGACACUAAAAAUGGUAAAAAAGUGGAAGACACGCGCCAAAGUAAGCGUCGGUCGAAUCUAAGAGCAGGAUUAUUGCAGGUGCUAAGAGGAGUGCUUAAGGGUGGGUUCCACCAAAAAAGGAGAAGCAGCGAUGCCAAAAACGCCAGAUCUGGCGCCGGUGCUUGAGCUGUAUCGUGGGCCCCACUGACACGUGGCGGCCCGCGAUUUGUUCGUUUUAAUUUUUUUUUUUUUUUUAAAUCAGAGAAAAAACCAAAAAAAAAAAAAAAUUAAACACCCCACUUGGGGGUGCUAGGGUUAAAGAUGCUCUAAUGAUCUUAACUCUCAACUGAGAAACAAAAAUAUAAAAGAAUCUUCUGAUGUCUCUUCAAGUCUUUGCCUCAAAAUCAAGAACUCUCUCUCCUUGUUCAUCAUCCCUUCUCAGAGAUUGCGUUACCUCUGGAUGUUUUAACUUCAUCUUCACCUUAUGGGCUUGAGCUAGAGAGUGAUGAUCUCAUUUGAAUAACUUGCCAUUUAUAGCCGGAGACUUUCUAUUUUGAGUGCUUUAAGUAUGAGAGAUGAUGAAGAAGAAGAGCUUCCCUCGCCGGAGGAGCUUAUACCGUUAUCUCAGUCUCUCAUCACUCCCCAUCUCGCCAUCGCCUUCGAUCUCCGAAGCACUCACCACCGCAAAAACGGCAGUUCCGGCCACCCUCUGCCUCAAACCACGCCGACACAAGCCAACUCCUCCGCCGGAGAUGAACCAGCCCGGACACUGAAACGGCCGCGUUUAGUAUGGACCCCGCAGCUGCACAAGCGUUUCGUAGACGCUGUGGCGCAUCUAGGAAUCAAGAACGCUGUUCCCAAAACCAUCAUGCAGCUUAUGAGCGUCGAGGGGCUAACCAGAGAGAACGUCGCUAGUCAUCUCCAAAAGUACCGACUUUACCUCAAGAGGAUGCAGUCCGGCGGAGGAAACGUCGGUGAGUCUGAUCGCCUCUUCGCGAGCUCACCUGUUCCUGCACAUUUCUUCCACCCGACAGGGAGACAAAGCUCCGACCAUUUCAUACCGUCUUUUGUCCCAAUGGCGGCUACUCUUACGCAUCAGCAGUUCCUCUACCGGCAAACACCCGCCGUGAAUUUCACCUCUCAGGCGAACAACAACGGGAAAGUGAUGGAACAAUCGUUGUUCUUGGCUAGGCAGAGUCAGCAUCAACCUGUUCUCAUCAGACCAUCUUCAUUGCAUCUACAAAGUCGAGUGGCUAAUUACGCAGAGGAUUUGGAAUUAGGAGCUAAGACGGUCUUGACACUGUUUCCAACUCGACAAGAUUGAAUUAAAAAACAAUUAUAAGAUUGGAACAUUCCUCAAAAUUAUAGUUCAACCUUUGUUUGUCUCUGUUUGUGCAAUGUAGAUCCGGUCAGUACAACAAGGCUAUGUGACUGGAUAUUUCAUGGUUAUGUAUUUUCUGUUUCAAAAUAUCUUUCAUGUAUAAGAUUUGAGUUUGGACGAAAAGAUUCACUUGAUUAUACAAAAGUACUUUACUCUGUUUCUUUCUUUUGUUUGUGUGUUUUUGCUUAUGGGUUUAGAUUUGUCUCCUAAAAGUUGUUUGUAGCUUUGAACCGAAUAUUUCAUAAAAGAAAUUGCACUCUCUUUCUUCUUGUGAAAUUCAAGAAUAUGAUACUAACCAAAUUCAUAUUGAAUGUUUGCAUAGCAAACCGAAAAAUGUAUCUAAUAUAUAAAUAUGUAUUGAUUGACCAAACCAUUGAUUGAAUCAUAGUACAUUGUACAUAGAACAUGAAGCAGCCAAAAAGCAAAGACUAGACAGUGCCAGGCAUAAUCUGAACCUCAAGAUCCGGUGCUCUCAUAUCCUUAAUCAUACCCUCUUUAUUUUAGUUACUUUUUAUUUCUGUACAUAGAAUCGGUUAUGGGGACCAAACCCAAUCAAGAUUUCUCUAUCUUAUAUAAUAAAGUUGGCUUGAGUCCCUCCUUAUGCUGCCACAUCAUCAGUAUGCAUAGGGCAUUUUUCGCUACGUGUCACUUCAUUAAAUUUUAAAUGAAAUCGAUUUUUUCGUUCUGAAUACCGAAACCCAUUAUGGGCUCUACGACAGCAGGACUUCUGUUUGGGCUUAUAUCAUGUUGUUUUCUCAGGCUCAAUGGUUUUGUGUGUGAGCUUACGAUCCCUCUUCUGCUUCCUGUAAUCCAAGAUUAGGGUUUCUGUAAUCGAAGAGCUUACCAUCUCUCUUCCACUUCCUCGGCCAAGUAACUCUCGGGAGUUAUGUCAUUCAAUGAGAAAACCCAAAAAUCCCAUGAACUCUUCUUUAUUGCUGCCUUUAUUUGUUGUUCAGUAGCUAUCUUCAGCAUCUAUAUAUAUUUUCGAUGUGGCUUCCCCGUUUCCCAUAGUCUCCGCCUAUUACUUCUGGACUGAAACUCUCAAACAAGAUCUUCAAAAAUGGCAACUUCCAGCUACACUUUUUCGAGUUGAAGACAGGCCGGUGAAAUGAUAUUGUUCAGACGAGACUUCUCCGUUUUUGGGCGUCUCAGAAUGUGAAGAAAGGAGGUCAAUUGAUGAGCAUGGAUAUGCUACUGCUUGAUGCCAAGGUGACGAUGGUUCAGGGCUUCAGGCAUCAAGAAAUGUACACCGGCUGAACAUCUUCUAACAGUUAUUGAGUGACAAGAAGCAACCGAAACGUCUUUAUGGAGAUAUCCGAAACGGUUCAAACCAAUCCCAGUGGAGCACUUCAGAUUUCUGAAUUAUGACCAACUAAUGGUACGAGCCAACACCAAUUCUGAUUUACCAGAUAUUGUUGGCCAAGUAAAGAGGACUAGAACUACAUACAGGGAAGGAGACUCAGAGUACAACACAUGAUGAUUACCAUAAGCAUCAAAAGGAUUGGCGAAAGCUCUUGAUGAAAUGAGAAUUUCUAUUGAACCGAAGGUGGUGGUUGCCACAAACUUCAACCCUAAAUUGAGAGUCGGCUCUUCCUGAAUGCAACCUCUCCAAUCCAUUUCUAUUUUAAUAAUGACAGUGGUGCAGGUAAAAGUUAUCUUGAGAGGUAAUGACUUUCACCACUAUUUUCUACAUAAGGAGAAAACCUUAAUAGUCCAAACCCACUGACUGAAAGCGGUUCUUAUUUAGGACAUGUGGCAUUGGAAAAGGCUCGACCUCCAGCCCUACAAAAUAUGGGGGUGUUGAGAAGAUUGAGAAACUAAAAAAAUAAGCAAAUCAAUAUGUAAACAUAUUUAGGAACUAGAUGUAACCAAAGAUAUAAAACUCCGCGCAAAAUAAAACAUCAUUUGUUGUUACAUAAUAUAUACUAUAUAUUAUUAUUUAAGGUAUUAUUGAAACUAUUUAUAUAUUGCUUUAAGAUAUAACUUUUAAUAAUUUUAUCACAUUACAUUUGAUUUGCAAUUGAUUUAGUUUGGAGAUGGGUGUAUUAAUUUAUUCUCGUGAAAAUUAGUGUAUUAAUUUAUUCUCGUGAAAAUUAGUUAUUGUAAUAAUAUUAAAAUCUGAUAAUCUUAGAAAUAAAAUAUUAGUUAUUUUUACCUUAGAUUUUCUUCAACUAUAUAAAACUGAAAUAUAAAUCAAAUAGAAAAAUAUAAAUAUUUACUUUUUUCUUAAUUUCUAAAUUUAAUAAUUUUGUGUUCUCUAACAAAAAAAUGUUAGUGGUCUUUUCAACUCAAACCAACAAAAUUUAAUAAAAUUUACAAUAUACUUUUAGAAUAAAAAUAGAUUACAUUUAUAUUUUAGUAACAAAAUAAAUUUAAAUUGAAAUAUUUUAAUAUAAAAUCAUUUUAGUUUAAAAUCACCCGCCCGUAGGGCGGGACAACCCCUAGUUAACUAUAUAAUUAGAUGAAAAAAGGAAACUAUAGGUUAUCAUUGGAUAGAAGGGGAUCAAUUAAAAGCAAUGAUGGUGUAUUUAUUAGCUGGCAUGUUCUGAUCUGCUUCUAUAAAAGUCAAUGCCCCCUAUAAAACUCUUCAUAAUUAUUACUUUAUUUUUAGUAGAAAAAGUUAAAUGGCAUAAUAACAAACACAUUUUUAAUUAUUAAUAAAUCUAUAAAUAGUUGAAUAAAAUUUUAGGUCUUAGAUUCCCUUGGUAGAUUUAAUUUGAAUUUGACAAAAAAAAAGAUUUAAUUUGAAUAGAUGAAACAGAGCAAACUGCCGCUUAGAAAUGAAAGCUUUCAGAUGGGAUUUUGAUGCAAAAGCUUGAUAAUGUUAAUAUAAUUUGUAACAACAGAGUAAAAAUGUCUUGUGCGGCCAAUGUUUUCAACAAGAGCAGAA